UGUACUUGGUCGUACGUCGUCAUAAUGGAACGACCGCUUAUAAUUUCGCUCGAUUUAGAUGACAGCAGUUAGUGUUAUCUCCAGUUACAUCGUUGCGAGCAUACAAGUUUAGGGUCUAAUACGCAGCAUCGCAGAUGCAAUUACAUCGUUCUAUCUGUUCCAUAAUUCCUAAUCAGUAACAAUUAUUUGUGAUAAUUGAUCAGCAAUUGCAGAACAAUGGGACCCUUUGAAAUUCUAUGCGGCAUUGCCGCUGCAGUUCUUGCACUUUAUUAUUUCCUCACGUCAACUUAUAAUUUUUGGAAAUUACGUGGCAUUCGUGGUCCACGACCAAUACCAGGACUUGGUAAUUUUAAAGACGUUAUGUUUAAUAACAUAUCAGCGGGCGAUUACUUAACAGAAAUGUAUAACGAGUACAAAGAUGAACCAUUAAUUGGGAUAUUUGCGAGAAAAACACCUCUUCUCAUUGUAAAAGACCUAGACCUUGUUAAGGAUAUUCUUAUCAAAGAUUUCGCCAUAUUUGCUGAUAGAGGACUUCCCAUUUUCGAGAAGACUGAACCGUUGUCACAACAUCUCUUUUCUUUGGAACCAAAGAGAUGGAGACCAUUGAGAGUAAGGCUGUCGCCUGUUUUUACAUCUGGUAAACUAAAGGAAAUGUUCUCCUUAAUAUCAAAAUGUGCCGACCACCUUGUCGAAUACAUGGAGAAAAUAGCGAACAAAGACGAACCCGUAGAAUGCCGCGAGUUAACUGCUAAAUAUACGACCGAUGUUAUUGGUAAUUGUGCCUUUGGCAUCGACAUGAAUGCAUUGUCAAAUGAGAACAGUGAAUUUCGCAAGAUGGGAAGAAAAGUAUUUACUAUGACCUGGACAGCUUUGUUACGAAUAAGAAUCAGACAAAUGUCUCCGCGGCUUUACGGAAUGCUCGGUUAUGUCUUGCCUCAAACAGAUGUUACAAAAUUUUUCACACGUGUUAUCACGGAAAAUAUGAAUUACAGAGAAACAAAUAAUAUCAUAAGAAAUGAUUUUAUUGAUAUGUUGCGCGAAUUGAAAAAACAUCCAGAUAAAUUGAGCGAUAUUGAUUUGACAGAUACUUUAAUAGCUUCUCAAGCAUUUGUAUUCUUUCUCGCUGGUUUUGAAACGUCGUCGACAACUAUUAGCAAUGCGCUUUAUGAGUUAGCAUUAAAUCAAAAAGUCCAAGACAAUCUACGUAAAGAAAUUAAUGAAGUCUAUGCAAAAUACGGUGAAGACUUAACAUACGAUAAUAUCAAGGAAAUGGACUAUUUAAAUAAAGUCUUCAAAGAAACACUACGAAAAUAUCCGCCAGUGACAUUUCUUAUGAGACAAUCCAUGUCGAGUUAUGUUUUCGAUGGUACCAAAAUUAAUAUACCGAAAGACCAAAAAGUAUGGAUUCCCGUUUACGCGAUUCAUCGAGAUCCGAAUAUUUAUCCUAAACCAGAUGUCUUCGAUCCAGAAAGAUUUAACGAUGAAGCUGAGCGAAGCAGACACCCAAUGUCUUUUCUACCUUUCGGCGAUGGACCACGGAAUUGUAUUGGAUCUCGCUUCGCUAUUUAUCAGACUAAAGUUGGUCUUGUAAAAAUACUACGAAACUACAAAAUUGUAACUUGUGAGAAAACUCCAAUACCUUACGUGAAUAAUCCUAAAGCAUUUUUAUUAGCACCAAAAGAUGGACUUUACUUAAAAAUAGUUAAAAUUAAUCAAACUUCUAUUAAAGAUUUUUGGACGAUGGGAUCUCUCGAAAUUCUAUGCGGUAUUACCGCACUAAUUCUCGCUUUUUAUUAUUUUCUCACCUCAACCUUCAACUUUUGGAAAUCACGUGGCAUUCGUGGUCCACAACCUACACCAGGAUUCGGUAAUUUCAAAGAUGUUAUAUUAACAAAAAUAUCUGCGGGUGAAUACGUGACAAAAGUAUAUAAUGACUAUAAAGACGAAGCAUUGAUUGGGAUAUUCGCUAGGAUGACACCUGUUCUUAUUGUAAAAGAUCUGGAUUUAAUUAAGGAUGUCCUUAUCAAAGAUUUUUCUAAAUUUGCUCAUAGAGGACUGUUUACUUUUGAAAAGGCCGAGCCACUAUCGCAACAUCUCUUCUCUCUGGAGCCAAAGAGAUGGCGUCCAAUGAGAAUGAAGCUGUCGCCCGUUUUUACAUCUGGUAAAAUAAAAGAGAUGUUGUCCUUAAUAUCAGAAUGUGCCGACCACCUUGUCGAAUAUAUGGAAAAAUUAGUGAGCAAAGGCGAACCGAUAGAAUGCCGUGAGCUAACUGCUAAGUAUACAACCGAUGUCAUUGGUAGCUGUGCUUUCGGUAUCGACAUGAAUGCAUUGUCAAACGAAGAUAGUAAAUUCCGCAAAAUGGGAAGGAAAGUUUUCAAUCCAUCGAGAUUACAUAUGCUACGAAUAAGAAUCAGGGAAAUUUUUCCGCGAUUUUACAAUAUGCUCGGUUAUUUCAUACCGCAAACAGAAAUUAGCAAGUUUUUCACAGGUGUCAUCACGGAGACUAUGAAUUAUAGAGAAACGAAUAAUAUCACUAGAAACGAUUUCGUUGAUACGUUGCGUGAAUUAAAGAAGUAUCCUGAUAAGUUGGGCGAUAUUAAUUUAACAGAUAGUUUACUAGCUUCUCAAGCAUUCGUAUUUUUUAUUGCUGGCUUUGAAACGUCAUCCACGACUAUUAGUCACGCGCUCUAUGAGUUAGCAAUAAAUCAAAAGAUACAAGAAAAGCUACGUGAAGAAAUUGAUAUGGUCUACACAAAACAUGGUGGAGAUUUAAUACGUGAUAAUAUAAAAGAAAUGAAUUACUUAGAUAAAGUUUUCAAAGAAACCUUACGAAAAUAUCCUCCGGGGACACUUCUCUUGAGACAAUCUACGUCAAAUUAUACUUUUAAUGGUACCGCAGUUAGUAUAUCGGAAAAUCAAAAGGUAUGGAUUCCUGUUUAUGCGAUUCAUCGAGAUCCGAGUAUUUAUCCAGAGCCGGAUGUCUUCAACCCAGAAAGAUUUAACGACGAAGCUGUGCAAGAGAGACAUCCGAUGUCUUUCCUACCUUUCGGCGACGGACCAAGAAAUUGCAUUGGUGCUCGCUUUGCUAUUUAUCAAAGUAAAGUUGGUCUUAUAAAAAUAUUACAAAACUACAAAGUUGAGACUUGCGAGAAAACUCCAAUACCCUACAUAAGUGAUCCUAAGGCGUUCGUAUUAUGUCCAAAAGAGGGCGUAUAUUUGAAAAUAACCAAAAUUAAUUGA
Molecule: messenger RNA, 3240 nt
Organism: Monomorium pharaonis (pharaoh ant)
Lineage: Eukaryota; Metazoa; Arthropoda; Insecta; Hymenoptera; Formicidae
Exons: 11
Coding region: 217-3240 (1007 amino acids)
Molecular function (GO): monooxygenase activity; iron ion binding; oxidoreductase activity, acting on paired donors, with incorporation or reduction of molecular oxygen
Source: RefSeq, a predicted model, not a curated record